This is a messenger RNA of Salarias fasciatus (jewelled blenny), 9711 nucleotides long. RefSeq names its product piezo type mechanosensitive ion channel component 1 (Er blood group) (gene piezo1). The record is from RefSeq and is a predicted model, not a curated record. Gene Ontology annotation, molecular function: mechanosensitive monoatomic ion channel activity. Bases 413 to 8296 code for a protein of 2627 amino acids. Gene Ontology annotation, cellular component: membrane. Lineage: Eukaryota; Metazoa; Chordata; Actinopteri; Blenniiformes; Blenniidae. The transcript is spliced from 53 exons.
CACACACACUGUGGCUCCGUGCAGCAGGGAGGGCCCAGCAGCGCCUCUCGUACAGAAUAGCUCCUCUAUGAACGCCCCUGGUCUGUGAAUCACAUUUUCCACCUCCGACUCAAGAAGUUCACACUCCGGAGGGAGAGAAGAACCGGAGAAAAACCGGGACUGAGGGCAGAACCGGAGAAACCCCGGACUGAGGGCAGAACCGGAGGAAGACCCGGACUGAGAGGAGAGUCUCACCUCCAGCGGGAAAACUUUGCUCUUGUCCUCUGAGGACGCUCCACCGGAGACCAUGAGGGUUCGGGGAUUUACCGAGAGUUCCGUUCCUUUGUCACCGGAGCUGCCUGGAUGGAGGCAGCCCAGAUAGACUGCUGGUCUCUGGACCCGGGCCCGGUCCCGGACCCGGUCCUGCUCUGACAUGGACCUCCAGGUGGUCGUCUGGCUCUUCUACUGCCUGCUGCUGCCCGCCGCGCUGCUCUCAGCUUGUCUUUUCCGCUUCAACGUCCUGUCGUUGGUGUACUUCCUGUUCCUGCUGCUGCUGCCAUGGUUCCUCUGCCCCAACAAACACACCAUCAGAGGUCACACGGGCCGGUUCAUCAAAGCAGUGCUGGGCACCAGUCUGUUAUUUAUCGUGGCUCAAAUCUGCUUCCAGACGACACUGUACACGUAUCCGCCUCUCAGCAUCGCCAUCGGGGACAACUGCUCGCAAUGGGACACCAUCAGCAGACACAUCGGACUGUCCAGGCUCCCCCUGGACGACCCCUGGACGGUGACUCGUCUCGUCUGUCCGGACCUGGGAGUGUGUCUGGUGUCCUUGGUGACGGUGUUGCUGUGCGGCAGGUUGCUGAGGAACAGAGCGAUGGUGGCUGCAGCCAACAUCACAUCGCUUGAAGACGAGCCAGAGAACAAAGCACCAGAUGAGGUAGAGGAGGAUGCAGAGGAGGCAUCGGGAGACGACGAUGAGGAUGAUGAGGAUGUUGAGGAUGUUGAGGAUGUUGAAGAUGAAGAUGAGACCUAUCCCGGUGACCUGGAAGAGGAGGUUUCAGCGGCGACCAGAGCCAAGCAGCUGCGAGAGCGUCUGAAGGCGUCGGCGCGGAAAGUCCUGCGGGACCUGGGGAGGGUCCUGGCCGUCAGCCUGCUGGCUCUGGCUGGCAUCACACUCCCCUCAGCCUUCUCUGCAAUCUACUUCCUGCUCUUCAUCGGCGUGUGCACAUGGUGGGCGUGCCAUUUUCCCAUCAGCCACCUGGGCUUCAACGCGCUGUGUGUGAUGGUGGGCUUCUUCACCGCCGGCCACAUGGUGUGUCUGUACCUGUACCAGAGUCUGCUGGCCCAGGCCCUGUUCCCCCCUCACAGUCUGUGGGCCAGACUGUUUGGUCUGAAGGACAUCAUCGUACCAGGAAACUGCUCCCUGCCCUUUGAACUCACCCUCAACGCCGAUCACGACUGGCCGGUUUACGUGAACCCGGGAAUCCUCUUCCUCCUCUACAUCACCAUCGUGACUGUUCUCAAAACUGGAUAUCAUGGAACUGUAAGCCAGAAGCAGCAGCAGCAGGAGACGAGACAGGAGUCCAAGGAGGAGCUGCUGGAGCUGAGGGCCUGGAGCCAGGAGAGACAGGACGCCUGCGAGGACGACACCCAGCUCAUGCUCCUCUCAGUGGCUUCAGACGGUGGAGGACCCGAGUCUGCACACAGUCGGCCUGAUCUGGGAGCGAGCGCGGCGCCCCGGACCGGUCCCACCGAGAGCCCCUUCUACCUGCUGGGGAAGGUGGUGAUGCAGCAGAGCUACGUCUGCGCCCUCAUCGCCAUGAUGGUGUGGAGCAUCACCUACCACAGCUGGCUGACCUUUGUGCUGCUGCUCUGGGCCUGUCUCAUCUGGAUCCUGCGCUCCAGACGCCACGCCGCCACGCUGUGCUCCCCCUUCAUCCUGCUGUACGGCCUGGUCCUCUGCUGCCUGCAGUACGUCUGGGCCAUGGAGCUGCAGGCCGAGCUGCCCACCACGGUGGGCACCAUGAGCCUGAAGCAGCUGGGCCUGGACCGGGCCCAGUACCCCUGCCUGCGCCUGGGGGCCCUGCUUCUCUUCACUCUGACCUUCUGGCUGCUGCUGCGUCAGUCGGUGAAGGAAAACUUCAGCAGGAAGAGGAAAACCACCGCACCGCUGCAGGAAGUCACUACUGGAGAUGAAGCCCCCCCCAGCGACUCGGUGCUGAAGGUGCUGGGCGGGAUGGUGAUGAGCUGCUAUGCCAAGUACUGGAUCUACGUGUGCGGAGGGAUGUUCAUCAUGGUGUCCUUCGCCGGGAAGCUGGUGGCCUACAAGAUCGUCUACAUGCUGCUGUUCCUGCUGUGCCUGUGUCUGUACCAGGUCUACUACUCGCUGUGGAGGCGUCUGCUGAAGCUCUUCUGGUGGCUGGUGGUGGCCUACACCAUGCUGGUGCUCAUCUCCAUCUACACCUUCCAGUUCGAGGACUUCCCUGGGUACUGGAGGAACUUCACCGGCUUCACGGAGGACCAGCUGGCGGCCAUCGGGCUGGAGACGUUCGCCCUGUCCGAGCUCUUCACCAGCAUCCUCAUCCCCGGCUUCUUCCUGCUGGCCUGCAUCCUGCAGCUGCACUACUUCCACAAGCCCUUCAUGAAGAUCACCGACCUGGACAACGUGGCGCCCAGACGCAGGAAGAGAAGCAGCGAGAGCGCCGAGCCGCCCGGCGCCGAGGAGAAGGACGGGGUGGACGGCCGGGACACUCUGGACGCUCCGGACGACGAGCAGAGGACCGACCCAGACGAGGAGUCGGAGAACGAAGCAGAGCUCCCCCCCAGUAAGUGGGGUCUGGUGAUGGACCGCCUCCUGGACCUGUCCCGCAGGUUCUCCAACAUCCUCACCACCAUCCAGGUCUUCGUCUGGAGGCUGCUGGAGCUGCACAUCCUCAAGAUGGUGGCCUUCUUCUCCGUGUGGGUGGCCGUGGACGAGCCCUCCGUCAUGAACCUGGUUCUGGUGGUCCUCUGGUCCCUGGCCAUGCCCUACAGCCGGUUCCGCUCCAUGGCCUCCUGUCUGUCCACCGUCUGGGUCUGUGUCAUCAUCGUCUGCAAGAUGCUGUACCAGCUGAGCGUGGUCAACCCCGAGGAGUACUCCAGGAACUGCAGCCGGCCUCUGUCUAAUGAAACCAACCUGCGUCCAGAGGAGCUUCGGGGCUCCGCCCUGUACCGGGAGCCGGUGGACCCGGCCAACUGGUUCGGCAUCAGGAAGGACGCCACCGCUCUGGGAUACAGCAAGAACCACCUGCUGGUGCUGAUGCUGCUGGUGUUCGAGGCCACCGUGUACCGCCACCAGGCUCACCACUACCGCCAGCUGCAGCGCUCGCCGCCGCGCAUCCCCGCCCUGUUCCCGGCCGCCACCAGGGACACGCUGGACCAGGGCCUGCUGCCCUGCUUCAAGUACCUGCUCAACUACACCUUCUACAAGUUCGGCCUGGAGAUCUGCUUCCUGAUGACGGUCAACGUGAUUGGCCAGCGGAUGAACUUCCUGGUCAUCGUCCACGGCUGCUGGCUGGUGGCCAUCUUGGUGAGGCGGCGGCGGGCGGCCAUCGCCCAGAUCUGGCCCAGAUACUGCCUCUUCCUGUCGGUCUUCAUGAUCUGCCAGUACCUGCUGUGUGUCGGGAUUCCCCCGGCGCUCUGCAUCGACUACCCGUGGAGGUGGAACACUCUGGUCCUGAUGAACUCGGCUCUCAUUAAGUGGAUUUAUCUUCCGGAUUUCUACACUGUGCCCAAUUCCAGAAACCUCAUCGCGGACUUUGUGCUGCUGAUGUGUGCGUCCCAGCAGUGGAGGGUGUUUGAGAGCGAGCACGUGGAGGAGUGGAUGGUUUCAGCAGGAGAGAACACAGACGACCCCGAACCCAUGGAGGGCCGCCUGUUCAACCCCGCCCCCAACUUCAUCAACUGCAGAAGCUACCUGGACAUGGCCAAAGUGCUGGUGUUCCGUCACUUCUUCUGGUUCGUGCUGGCGGUGGUCUUCAUCACGGGGGCCACCCGGAUCUCGGUCUUCGGCCUGGGCUACCUGCUGGCCAGCUUCUUCUUCCUGCUGUUCGGCACCCGGCUGAUGGCCAAGGCGUCCCGGACCCGGCUCACCCUGUGGGACUGCCUCAUCAUCUACACCGUGGCCGUCAUCAUCUCCAAGAACCUGCUGUCGAUCCUGGCCUGUGUGUUUGUGUUCGAGAUGCAGAAUGGGUUUUGUUGGGUGAUUCAGCUCUUCAGCUUGGUCUGCACUGUCAAAGGAUACUACGACCCGAGGUCGGUGAGCUCGGAGACCUGCAGCCUCCCGGUGGAGGAGGCCGGGAUCAUCUGGGACAGCAUCUGCUUCCUCUGCCUGCUGCUGCAGCGGAGGAUCUUCCUCAGCUUCUACUUCCUGCAUGUGACCGCCGAGCUGCAGGCUUCAGCCAAGCAGGCCUCCAGGGGCUUUGAGCUGUUCAAGGCCAGCAUCGUGAAGAACAUCCGCUUCCACCAGCAGGCGGAGCAGAAGUCUCUCUCCCAGCUCAAGAGAUCGAUGCAGCGGAUUCGCGCCAAGCAGCAGAAAUACAGAGACGGACAUAAAACCAGUGAACCUUCUGAUGAGAGUCUGUCUGCUGGAAGAACAGACAGCCCGGCAGAGAAGAAGAGGUCCAGGAAGAAGAAGUGGCACCAGCCCUGGCUGGACCAUGCUACAGUGCUCCACUCGGGUGAAUACUACCUGUUUGAAUCGGACAGUGAGGAUGAGGAGGAGCAGCAGUCUGAAGAGCAGAAGCCUCAGAAGCAGACGGCCUGCCAGCUGGCCUACCAGGCCUGGGUCAGCAGUGUGAAAGCGGCUCUGAGGGAGCGGCAGCGGAGGCAGAGACUGAUGAAGAGGAGCAUGAAGAGACCAGCGGAGGGCCGAGACGGAGCCGGGUCCCAGCAGGAGGCCUUCCCAGGAGGCGCAGACGACGUGUUCGAGGUUCCUGAGGAGUCUGAGGAGGAGGAGGCGGAGGAGCAGGACUCAGGAGGCCACGGGGAGAUGGUGCAGCGGGUCCUGGACAUCCUGCGCUUCCUGUGGGCCAUCGUGCUGGCCAUGGUGGACGGCCUGACGCAGUGGCUCAACCUGCUGACCAAGCAGUACCGGGACACGUCCACCGUCCUGUGCAACGAGCGCUACUUCAUCAUCCACAAGAUCCAGCAGCAGCCUCAGGCUGCAGCAGACUCCACAGACGAGCUUCUGUCUGAGGACAGCGAGAACCCCACCCUGGAGACCUGCCUGGACGAGACGGACCCGGAGACCUCGGCCAGAUACAGCUGUCUGGAGGUGGACCCCAGGCCCGCAGCGGGCUGGUCCACGCCGGGACCCGGAGCCCUGCUGAGUCCAGAACCCUGGUCCGGCAGCGGGGGACCCACCUGGUCCUCGUCCGGCAGCCAGAACCGACACUCCAGGACGGCCAGCGAGCUGCUGGGAGACAGGCAGUUCUUCGUCGAGGAGCUGGAGCAGAGCAGGGACUUCUUCCAGAACCAGAACCGGCUGCUGCGGCUGCUGUUCGCCUUGUACAACCUGCUGGCCGCCAACUCGGAGCUGGUCUGCUACCUCGUCAUGGUGCUCAACAACAUGGCCAGCGCCUCCGCCAUCUCCCUGCUGCUGCCCGUCCUGGUCUUCCUCUGGGCCAUGCUGUCCGUCCCCAGACCCACCAAGAGGUUCUGGAUGACCGCCAUCGUCUACACCGAGGUGAUGGUGGUGGUCAAAUACAUCUUCCAGUUCGGGUUCUUCCCCUGGAACAGCGCCAUCGAGACGACCCUGAACGCAGACAAGCCCUUCUUCCCGCCGCGGAUCCUGGGCCUGGAGAAGACGGAGAACUACAUCCGCUACGACCUGCUGCAGCUGCUGGCGCUCUUCUUCCACCGCUCGCUGCUCAUGAGGUACGGCCUGUGGGACCGCGAGGGCCCGCUGGAGGAGCAGGGUCCCCCGGACGGCGCCGAGGCGGCGGACGGAGGGAGGAGGAGGGAGGAGGACGGGGACGUGGAGGAGGACAGGAUCAGCACCGCCUCCACUCUGGACAACCUGGAGAUUGAGGACCUGAACCAGGUGGAGCAGGGCGACACGGACCCCGACGAGCCCGGUACCAGCUCGGCCGCCGCCCCCCUCCAGCCCCCGGCCGGGCCCGGAGCCGGACCCGAGGGCCCCGGGACAGACGGAGUCCGGGAGUCCUCUCCAGCUGCCUCGCCGGAGAGGACGGAGGGAGACACGGAGACAGAAGACGUGUCCAAGAAGAGCAGCAGCAUCCGGUUCCGCAGGAAGGCCAAGAAGAGGCGCGGCGGCGCAGACCCGGGUCGGUCCGCUGCUCCUGGACUCCCCGCCCCGCCUCCGCCCCCCUCAUCUGCUCUGUCUGGGACCAUUUCAGGGGGGGCCGGCGCCGAGCCCGAAGACCAGAAGGACCAGAAGGACCAGAAGAAGAAGAGGAGCAGGAGGAGGGAAGCCGCCAGCCAGAGGUUAACGGCUGUGGGGAACAAGAUCCAGCAUGUGCUGCUGGCCGGGGUUCAGAGCGUCUACCGGCCGGCUCACAGCUUCUUCCAGGACAUCCUCCACGCCGAGUACCGGGCCGCCACCGACGUCUACGCCCUCAUGUUCCUCACCGACGUCAUCGACUUCAUCAUCAUCGUCUUCGGCUUCUGGGCCUUCGGGAAACACAGCGCGGCGGCGGACAUCGCCUCCUCGCUGUCGGAGGACCAGGUUCCCGAGGCCUUCCUGGUGAUGCUGCUCAUCCAGUUCAGCACCAUGAUCAUCGACCGAGCCCUGUACCUGCGCAAGGCGGUCCUGGGAAAGCUCAUCUUCCAGGUCAUCCUGGUGUUUGGGAUCCACCUGUGGAUGUUCUUCAUCCUGCCGGCCGUCACUGAGAGGAUGUUCAAUCAGAACUUCGUGGCUCAGCUCUGGUACUUCGUCAAGUGUAUUUACUUCGGCCUGUCGGCCUAUCAGAUCCGCUGCGGAUACCCGACCCGGAUCCUCGGGAACUUCCUCACCAAGAAAUACAACCACCUCAACCUGUUUCUCUUCCAAGGGUUCCGUCUGGUGCCCUUCCUGGUGGAGCUGCGUGCCGUCAUGGACUGGGUGUGGACCGACACCACUCUGUCUCUGUCCAACUGGAUGUGUGUGGAGGACAUUUAUGCCAACAUCUUCAUCAUCAAGUGCAGCCGUGAGACAGAGAAGAAAUACCCGCAGCCCAAAGGGCAGAAGAAGAAGAAGAUCGUGAAAUACGGCAUGGGAGGACUCAUCAUCUUCUUCCUGAUCUGCAUCAUCUGGUUUCCCCUCCUCUUCAUCUCAUUGGUCAGGUCGGUGGUGGGCGUGGUCAACCAUCCCAUCGACGUCACGGUGACGGUGAAGCUGGGCGGAUACGAGCCUCUCUUCACCAUGAGCGUGCAGCAGCAGUCCAUCCAGGCCUUCUCAGAGACGGAGUACCAGGACCUCACCAACAAGUUCAGAGACAACGCCAAAGCCAUGCAGUUCAUCACGCUGUACAGCCCCGAGGACAUCGUGACGGCCCGGAUCGACGGCAGCUCCGGCUCCGUCUGGAGCAUCAGCCCGCCCAGCCGCCAGGAGGUCGUCAAGGAGCUGCUGGGGAGCCCGGUCGACCUGACGCUGCGCCUGGCCUGGACCUUCCAGAGGGACCUGGGGAAAGGUGGAACAGUGGAACACACCUUUGACAAGCACUCCAUCGACCUGGAGCCUGGGAACCCGGUUCGAGCAGACCUGGCCUCUCUGCUGGUGGGGAAUCGCACCGAGCCGGUGCUGGUUCCUCACAUGUUCCCCAACUACAUCCGAGCCCCCAACGGGGCGGAGGCCAAGCCCGUCAGCCAGCUUUACAAAGAGGACGAGGCGGACUACAUGAACCUGACGCUGUCCCUGACCAGCGACCGCUCGCUGAACGGCAGCGGCGACCGGGAGUGGUGGGACAUCGCCGUGGCCGGCUGCCAGAGCGCCCGCGGCGUCCUGCCCAUGGUCAUCUUCAACGACAAGGUCAGCCCGCCCAGCCUGGGCUUCCUGGCCGGAUACGGCAUCAUGGGCCUGUACUUGUCGGUGGUCCUGGUCAUUGGGAAGUUCGUCCGCGGCUUCUUCAGCGAGAUCUCUCACUCCAUCAUGUUCGAGGAGCUGCCCUGUGUGGACCGCAUCCUCAAACUCUGCACCGACAUCUUCCUGGUGCGUGAGACCGGCGAGCUGGAGCUGGAGGAGGAGCUCUACUCCAAGCUGAUCUUCCUGUACCGCUCUCCAGAGACCAUGAUCAAGUGGACCAGGGACGUCCAGACCCGGGACGCAGACAGACCCUGACCGGGAGUCCGGGAGCUGGACCGUUAAAGGGGCGCGUCCUGUGCACGCUGAACUGACACAACCAGGGAGCAGCGCCCCCUGCUGGACUCCUGCUGCCGGGUCUCUGACUGAAGCAGCCGGUCCGGACUGCUGUGGGGGGGCGGGGGGGGGGGGGACCGGGGGGGCCGGCGGCCCGGCCAGUGUCUGCAGCGCUGGCUGAACUUUCUGGACCGUGACGCUGGAAGCCACCCCCCCUCCAGAACCCUCCUGAUCUUCAUAGUUCUGACUGGAUGUUUGAUCUGGGGGCCUCUGCCCGUCCCGGCUCCUGGGACCGUGAACAGAGCCGUGGACCACACUUUGAUUCCCGUUCCUUGACGUUUCUCUGGUUUCGGAGAGCUGCAGAAACAGGCGGCCGCUGUGUGAAACAGGUCCCGCCCAAUAAAACCGCUGAGGACCUUCAGAGUCUCGGGUCUUUGGUCUCAGAAUGAACCUGCUGCUUUGGAUCCAACGGCCCUGAUCCAGAUGCACAGUUCUCCAGAUACCGAGUCCGGAUCAGCAGUGCUCUGAAUGGACCGGUCCACGAUGUGGACCAGCAGCAGUGCAGAGAACCACAGGAAGAAGAGCCGACAUGGCUCCAACACAACAGGAACGGAACAUCCGGUUCUACUGACCAGGUCUUUAGUGAUCGUCUGAUCACUGACACAUGGUGCAUCGUUUGAAAAGGUUUCGAGUUAAAACAAAAAAAGCCUAAAUAUCCAACAGUUAUCAGAGUAAAGGCCGUUCAGGUCCUCCAGCAGGUUCUCCUGCUCUGCUGCAGGAGGAUCUGAGCUCCUGUCACUGCUGCUUCUACCAGAGGAUCCAGGCUGGUCUCCAGGAACAGGACUGAGAUCCAGGACCAGGAGGAAGUGGAUCACUUCCCUCUGCUGGACCCCUGCAGAGCCGCAGCGUUCUGUCCUCCAGUCAUGAACAGAACCUCGUCUGUCUUCUCGCCUCUCUGAAAGCGUUGGUUUCCUGUUUGGUGUUGAUUCCAUGGAGACAAGAUCAGUUUCAUUUUCACGUUACUGUCCUGACAGGCUUCGCUGGCAGCCUGUGUCUACUUUAUCUCAACAAACCCAGACCAAAAUACAAAUAAAAGCAUCAACAAUAAACGAUACAAACUGAUUUUUGACCAAUUUUAAAAGUUUUGCUCCAUUUUCUUCCUGAAAUCCACCUUGAAAUCCCCCCUGCUGCUGGGAUCAGGACAGUCCAGUCUUUUUAAACUAGGAUUGGUUUACAUGACAACAAACUCUUUUCAAGAUCUGAUCCAAACCGAGAACCAGACUCCAGAAUCCAUCAGACUGGACCAGCUGGCCCAAGGUGCUGCGAGUCUCUCAAUAAGCCGCAACAUUCGGGUUUUCAGUCGACUUUAUUAAAAUGAAAAAUACUAACAGCUACGA